AGGUGGCGCCUGCGCCCUCCAUUCCUCCGCCCGCCGCCGAGCCGCCAACAGCCCCGCAAACAAUCCCCGGCGCCGUCGAAUUAAACCCUCCGCCCGGUUCGGAAACCCCCCCUUCGGGCUUGGAAGGGGCCCCCCUUCGGCCUCCUUUUGGUUUCACUCUUUUCCUUUCUUCAAAAAAGAGAAUCCCCGGUGAGGCAAAUCGAGGAAGCGCUUGGCGGAGUUGUGUAGGCCGCGGAAGUGAGGCGAAAGGGCGCGUAGGCCGCGGAAGUGAGGCCUACUCCGGCGGAGGAGCCAAGCACAGGCCUGCUCCCACCUCCAGGUGUGGGCUGCUACACAAAUAGAAGAAAGUGAAAAGUAAGCACAUUUAUCACCUACAUCUACUUUUCGAAUGUAUUUCUAACAUCUGUGCUCCAGAAGAUGAUAAAGAAAUGAUAGCAGCUCAAGAACCAACAACCAAUUUUGCCCUUAUUCAGGAGUCUGAAACACAUUUUUCUUCUGAUACCGAUUUUGAAGAUAUUGAAGGAAAAACUCCGAAACAGGGAAAAGGAAAGACUUGUAAGAAGGGGAAGAAGCCUGUAGGAGAGAAGGGGAAAGUUGGAAACGGAGGAGGGAAGCCCGGUGGUCCAAAUCGAAUGAAUGGGCAUCACCAGCAGAAUGGUGUGGAAAACAUGAUGCUCUUUGAAGUUGUUAAAAUGGGCAAGAGUGCUAUGCAGUCUGUGGUGGAUGACUGGAUAGAAUCCUACAAACAUGACAGGGAUAUAGCACUUCUUGAUCUCAUCAACUUUUUUAUCCAAUGUUCAGGAUGCAAAGGGGUUGUAACAGCAGAGAUGUUUCGGCAUAUGCAAAAUUCUGAAAUAAUUCGAAAAAUGACUGAAGAAUUUGAUGAGGAUAGUGGGGAUUACCCACUUACCAUGGCUGGUCCCCAGUGGAAGAAGUUUAAGUCGAGUUUUUGUGAGUUCAUUGGGGUCUUGGUCCGGCAGUGUCAGUACAGCAUCAUCUACGAUGAAUAUAUGAUGGACACCGUCAUUUCGCUACUUACAGGAUUAUCCGAUUCUCAAGUCAGGGCAUUUCGACAUACUAGUACACUGGCAGCAAUGAAGCUGAUGACUGCAUUAGUAAAUGUGGCAUUGAAUCUAAGCAUUAAUAUGGAUAAUACGCAAAGGCAGUACGAAGCAGAACGAAAUAAAAUAAUUGGAAAACGGGCUAAUGAUAGGUUGGAGCUUUUGCUACAGAAACGGAAAGAGCUUCAAGAAAAUCAGGAUGAAAUCGAAAACAUGAUGAAUGCAAUUUUUAAAGGCGUAUUUGUACAUAGAUAUCGGGAUGCAAUAGCGGAAAUAAGGGCAAUAUGUAUUGAAGAAAUUGGGAUUUGGAUGAAAAUGUAUAGUGAUGCCUUUCUCAAUGACAGCUAUUUAAAAUAUGUGGGAUGGACAAUGCAUGAUAAGCAAGGAGAGGUAAGACUGAAAUGUCUCACAGCUUUGCAAGGACUUUAUUAUAAUAAAGAGCUUAAUUCCAAAUUGGAACUCUUCACCAGUCGGUUCAAGGAUAGAAUUGUAUCUAUGACUCUCGACAAAGAAUACGAUGUUGCAGUACAAGCAAUAAAACUACUUACUCUUGUUUUACAGAGUAGUGAAGAAGUACUGACUGCAGAAGACUGUGAAAAUGUCUAUCAUCUGGUGUACUCAGCUCAUCGGCCAGUGGCUGUCGCUGCAGGGGAAUUCCUUUAUAAAAAGCUUUUCAGUCGAAGAGAGCCCGAAGAAGAGGGAAUCCUCAAAAGAAGAGGAAGGCAAAGUCCAAAUGCUAACCUUGUCAAGACGCUAGUUUUUUUCUUUUUGGAAAGCGAGUUACACGAGCAUGCAGCGUACUUGGUUGACAGCAUGUGGGAUUGUGCAACUGAUCUCUUGAAAGACUGGGAAUGUAUGAAUAGUCUUCUGUUGGAGGAGCCACUCAAUGGAGAAGAACCUUUGACAGACAAACAGGAAAGUGCACUAAUUGAAAUAAUGCUCUGUACAAUUAGACAAGCAGCUGAAUGUCAUCCCCCAGUAGGAAGAGGCACAGGAAAACGGGUGCUCACAGCAAAGGAGAAGAAAGCACAACUGGAUGACAGAACAAGGAUCACAGAACUUUUUGCUGUUGCACUCCCUCAGCUAUUAGCAAAAUAUUCUGUAGAUGCAGAGAAAGUCACCAACUUGUUACAGUUGCCACAAUAUUUUGAUUUGGAGAUCUACACAACAGGGAGAUUAGAAAAGCAUUUGGAUGCCUUAUUGCGACAGAUCCGAGACAUUGUGGAAAAGCACACAGAUACCGAUGUUUUGGAAGCUUGCUCUAAAACAUACCAUGCGCUCUGCAACGAGGAAUUCACCAUCUUUAACAGAGUGGAUAUUGCAAGGAGUCAGCUAAUAGAUGAACUAGCGGACAAAUUCAAUCGACUUCUUGAAGAUUUUCUGCAAGAGGGUGAAGAGCCUGAUGAAGAUGAUGCCUAUCAAGUCUUAUCCACAUUAAAACGAAUCACUGCUUUUCAUAAUGCUCAUGAUCUGUCAAAAUGGGACUUGUUCAGUUGUAACUACAAGCUACUAAAAACAGGCAUCGAGAAUGGAGACAUGCCUGAACAGAUUGUUAUUCAUGCACUGCAGUGUACUCAUUAUGUUAUCCUUUGGCAGCUAGCAAAAGUCAGUGAGAGCAGUUCUACGAAGGAGAACCUGCUACGCUUAAAGAAGGAGAUGAGAGUAUUCUGUCAAAUCUGCCAGCACUACCUGACUAACGUAAAUACUGCUGUGAAAGAACAGGCCUUCACUAUUUUGUGUGAUGUAUUAAUGAUCUUCAGCCAUCAGAUUAUGUCAGGGGGACGCGACAUGUUAGAGCCACUAGUUUACACUCCUGAUUCUUCGUUGCAGUCCGAACUGUUGAGUUUUAUCCUUGACCACGUCUUCAUUGACCAGGAUGAUGACAACAACAGUACAGAUGGACAGCAAGAUGACGAAGCCAGCAAGAUCGAAGCUUUGCAUAAAAGAAGAAACUUGCUUGCAGCUUUUUGUAAACUUAUUGUCUACACUGUGGUGGAGAUGAACACUGCUGCGGAUAUUUUUAAGCAAUACAUGAAGUAUUACAACGACUAUGGUGAUAUCAUCAAAGAAACCAUGAGUAAAACAAGGCAGAUAGACAAAAUCCAAUGUGCAAAGACACUGAUUCUCAGUUUACAACAGCUUUUCAAUGAGAUGAUUCAAGAAAAUGGGUACAAUUUUGAUCGAUCGUCACCGACAUUCAGCGGCAUUAAGGAAUUAGCCCGACGCUUUGCUUUAACAUUUGGGCUCGAUCAGCUGAAAACAAGAGAAGCCAUUGCUAUGUUGCACAAAGAUGGGAUUGAGUUUGCUUUUAAAGAGCCGAAUCCACAGGGUGAAAGCCAUCCACCUUUAUAUUUGGCAUUCCUUGAUAUAUUGAGCGAAUUCUCUUCCAAACUUCUCAGGCAAGACAAAAAAACAGUGUAUGCUUACCUGGAGAAGUUUAUGACCUUCCAGAUGUCUCUCCGGAGGGAAGAUGUGUGGCUCCCACUCAUGUCUUACAGGAACUCUUUGCUCGCCGGCGGGGACGACGACACCAUGUCCGUCCUCAGCGGAAUGAGCAACCGGGGGUCGACAGUCCGGAGCAAGAAAACCAAGCCGGCCACAGGGAAACGGAAACUACCUGAAGCUGAGGAAAGCAGCAGUAGCGACAGCAUGUGGAUGAGCAGGGAGCAGACGAUGCACACGCCGGUCAUGAUGCAGACCCCUCAGCUCACGUCCACCAUCAUGCGGGAACCCAAAAGGUUGCGGCCCGAAGAGAGCUACAUGGGCGUCUAUCCCAUGCAAGCCGAACACCACCAACCGCCCAUUGAUUACAAUACGCAGGUCACAUGGAUGUUGGCUCAAAGGCAGCAGGAAGAAGCAGCCCGGCAGCAGCAGGAGAGAGCGGCCAUGAACUACGUGAAGCUGAGAACCAAUUUGCAGCAUGCCAUUCGACGUGGCUCAAGCCUAAUGGAAGACGACGAGGAGCCAAUUGUCGAAGAUGUUAUGAUGUCAUCAGAAGGGCGCAUUGAGGAUCUCAACGAAGGCAUGGAUUUCGACACCAUGGACAUAGAUCUACCACCUUCAAAGAACAGGAGAGAAAGGACAGAGCUCAAGCCGGAUUUCUUUGAUCCUGCAUCAAUCAUGGACGAGUCUGUUCUUGGAGUCUCGAUGUUUUAAUGCCAGCCCGGCAUGUAACAACUCUGCGGUGAAGUCGUUUUGGAAGAAGAGAUUUUCAAAAAUAAAAAUUGGGGUAGAUACAGUCAAUAUUCUGAACAGGACUUUUUUUCUCUAAGGAGAAGGUGUGCGUAAACAAGAUCCAGUGCGCUGAUCGAAGGGGCAGUUUUGUUUGCCUGAAACAUAUAAAGGACAAGUAAACAACUUGAGGAUAAGCUAUAGUUUCUGUUGGGGAUAAAACCAGUAUUUUAUUUAUGUAAGAUUACUUUUCUUUUCCAAAUCAUAGUCAGUGCCGCCAUUUUUGGGAUUCAUAGCUGUUAGGGGAGAGGCUUGAGACGCUUGCAAGCCCCGUCCCUUUAAAUAAUUAUAAUCCGUUGGAUGUAUUCAAAUAAUGACUUCUUCUUAGACGAUUGUGGAAAUAACGAAGCGGCUUAAUAACACGUCAUUUGUAGAAUUAGGAGAGAAGCAAAAGCCGGAAGCAUUUUUGGUGAGAUAGAUACUGGUCAAUCGCGGUGUCGUUCCAGUUCGGAUAAUCAUGGAAAUUAAUAACGUGCAAGCUGAUUAGUUGACGUCUAUUUUAGGAUCGUAAAAAUAAUAAAGACGACACAAAACGUACCCAUAUUUACUUAACUAUGUAUUCAUACAAGUAUCCAGGAACCAUGAACUGUUGUCAGGAAGCACUGAGGUCAGUCUCGCUUUACCCAUUUAACAACCCUGAGAGUUUGCUUGUCCUUUAAGAUACAAAAACAAAAAUGUAAUGUUGUGAAAUUUCCUUCCAGUAGUGCCACUGUAUUUUGUCUCCAAAUAAAAGAAGCUUAUUGUAGUAUGUUUGCAGAAAAAAAAAUCUAAACGACAAAAAAAAUAAA
Anolis sagrei ordinatus is the source of this 5080-nucleotide messenger RNA. It is a transcript of the gene STAG2, whose product is annotated as STAG2 cohesin complex component. The record is from RefSeq and is a predicted model, not a curated record. Gene Ontology annotation, molecular function: chromatin binding. Gene Ontology annotation, cellular component: nucleus; chromatin; cohesin complex. Gene Ontology annotation, biological process: sister chromatid cohesion. NCBI's taxonomy places the organism in Eukaryota, Metazoa, Chordata, Lepidosauria, Squamata, Anolidae.